AUGGCUUCGAUCGAUUUUCUUGUCGAAGAAUGGCUUCGUUUGGAUAGGAAUCCGAAAACACGAAGCGAGAUUGAAAGUUUAAGGGGUAAUGUUGAAGAAUUGGAAAAACGCCUUCGUAAUCGAAUUUCGUUUGGCACCGCUGGCUUGAGAUCAAGUAUGCAAGCUGGAUUUUCAAGGAUGAACGAUCUUACGGUGAUUCAGGCCACACAGGGUCUCUGUAUGUAUCUUCUGGAAACAAUACCAAAAUCAAGAGAUCGGGGUAUCGUAAUAGGCUAUGACCAUAGGCAUAAUUCAGAGAAUUUUGCAAAAUUAAGCGCAGCAGUGUUCUUGUCGAAAGAUUUCAAAGUUUAUUUUUACCGUGGCGUGGUGCAUACACCUUUAGUGCCGUACGGAGUUAAGAAAUUAAAGGCUGCCUGUGGCAUCAUGAUUACCGCCUCACAUAAUCCUAAAGAUGAUAAUGGAUAUAAAGUAUACUGGGAAAAUGCAUGUCAGAUCAUCCCACCGCAUGAUAAAGGGAUAUCCGAAGAAAUCAACAAAAAUCUUGAACCUUGGAUAUGGGAUCCUGAACUAGUAGACAAUAGUGAAUUAUGUGUUGAUAAAACAAAAGAGGUUUCCGAUGCUUAUUUGGAAGAGAUCGGAGCAUUGGCGCGUCACAGACAAGACAAUGCCGCGUCGAAUAUCAAAAUCGUAUACACACCAAUGCACGGAGUUGGAUAUCCUGUAGCAAAAAAAGCAUUUGAGGUGUUUUCCUUAAAUCCGUUUAUACUUACUAGUCAGCAGAUUCAGGAUCCAGAUUUCCCAACCGUGAAAUUUCCCAAUCCUGAAGAAGGAGAAAGUGCUUUGGCGUUGGCCAUGCAAACAGCGGAUGAAUUUGAGGCUCGUACCAUAUUUGCAAAUGACCCAGACGCCGACAGAUUUAGUGUUGCAGAAAAGCAAAAAGACGGACAGUGGAUCAUAUUCUCGGGAAACCAAAUUGGAGUCAUGCUUGCGUCAACGGUACUAGAUAAUUAUAAAACUUCUGGCAAAUCAGUAGAAAAUCUAGCCAUGCUUUCUACUGCCGUCUCUUCAAAGAUGCUAUCAUGCAUGGCAAAGUCCGAAGGUUUCUAUUUCGAAGAAACUCUGACCGGUUUCAAAUGGUUGGGAAAUGCCGCGAUGGAAUUAAAAAAAAAAGGAUACGACGCGUUAUUUGCUUAUGAAGAAGCGAUCGGAUUUAUGAUCGGUGAUGUGGUUACCGACAAAGAUGGAAUAGGUGCCCUUGCAGCAUUUGGAGAAUUGUUAGUACAAUUGGAGAAAAGAAAUAUGAGGAUCAAUGACUAUUUGGAGGAGUUAUAUCGAAAGUACGGAUAUUUUGUGACAGAGAACUCAUAUUUUAUUUGUCAUUCUCAACCUACAAUCAACAAGAUUUUUAAUAAAAUAAGGUAUGGUGAGAAUCCGGAAAAACCAUCUGAUCCAGAUUAUCCUUAUGAAUAUCGACUUUCGUAUCCCACGUCGCUAGCUGGCCACAAAAUCACUUACAUUCGAGACUUAACAAUUGGUUAUGAUACCAGUAAACCGGAUAAAAAACCAAUAUUGCCGGUAUCCAAGAGUUCUCACAUGAUCACUUUUGGAUUGGAGAAUGGAUGCAUUGGAACGUUAAGAACAAGUGGAACGGAACCAAAGAUCAAAUAUUAUUUUGAAUUAUCAGGAACACAAUAUGAGGAUGUUAAUAAAGAGCUGAAAAGAAUAGUUAAAGGAGCGGCAGAUGAAUUAUUAGAACCUGAGAAACAUGGGUUAAUAUAUAGAGAAUGA
This is a messenger RNA of Acaulospora morrowiae, 1788 nucleotides long. The record is from the annotation of a GenBank genome assembly. Lineage: Eukaryota; Fungi; Glomeromycota; Glomeromycetes; Diversisporales; Acaulosporaceae.